AUGGGCGUCAUCCGCAAAAAGACUGUCAACAGGGGAGGUGAAGGAGGUGUUAAGUACGUCUGCGAUGCGUGCUCCGUCGAUAUUACAUCUACUGUUCGAAUACGCUGCGCUGACCCAGCGUGCACCGAUUUCGAUCUUUGCGUCUCCUGCUUCGCCAAGGGAGAGGCGCGCAACGCGCACGACCCCGCCACCCACGCCUUCCGCGUCAUUGAACAAAACUCAUUUCCGAUUUUCGACGAAGAAUGGGGCGCAGACGAGGAAUUGCUUCUCAUUGAAGGCGCUGAGAUUUACGGGCUCGGAUCCUGGGCGGAUAUCUCGGAUCACAUUGGCGGUUUCCGCCAGAGGGACGAAGUUCGCGACCACUAUCUCAGGACCUACGUUGACUCCCCCUGCUUUCCGCUCCCGAAGCGCUGCAGCCCACACGAUAACGAGCUGGCCAAGGAGAUUCCUAGAGAAGAGUUUCAAGCUCGCAAGAAGCGCAGGAUUGAGGAGCGCCGGGAGACAGCUAAGAAUGCCCCUGCCUUGCAACCCAAAACAAAGCCGACGGCCUCUGUACCGAGUUGUCACGAAAUUCAAGGAUACAUGCCCGGCCGUCUCGAAUUCGAGACGGAGCACGCCAAUGAUGCCGAGGAGGCGGUACAACUCAUGCAAUUCGAUCCUGGCGAUGGCGUGAACCCCAAAACAGGAGAGUUGGAACCAGAAAUGGAGCUGAAACUCACAGUCAUGGAGGUGUAUAAUUGCCGGCUCACACAAAGAGUGGAUCGCAAGAAAGUCAUUUUCGAACACAAUUUGCUCGAUUACAGAGAAAAUCAAAAACUAGACAAGAAGAGGACUAAGGAGGAAAGAGAUAUGAUUCAAAAGGCGAAACCUUUUGCGCGCAUGAUGAACUGCAAAGACUUUGAUGACUUGUGCCAAGGCCUGGUUGACGAGGCCAACCUCCGACAGGCCAUUGCGCAGCUACAAGACUGGCGCAGUCUCAAAAUCGGCGAUCUACGCAGUGGCGAAAAGUACGAAGCUGAAAAGGCGGCGAGAAUACAAAAGGCCAUUCCCAUGGGCUCCAUGGACCGCGAACGUCUAGCCUCCACCCAGCGCAACAAGCAAGCGACGGUACCUGAGCCUGCCAGCGGCGCAGCUCUCCUUGUCGCGCCCGAGUUGCCUGACCACAUCAACCAGAGCACAGCGGACGGCGACAGCAAACCGCCCGUGAACGGACAGGCCAAUGGUGUUGUUGUCACGAAUGGCCACGCAGCAGCAAUACCGCCGCGACCAAAAUACGUCCCACAGCCCAUCUCAGGCGUGCAGUCGCUACAUCUGACGCAAGACAAUGCGCCAGAUCUACACUUACUCACGCCAGACGAGGCCAAGCUGUGCGAGGUGAUUCGCUUGCAGCCCAAGCCGUACCUCAUGAUCAAAGAGCAAAUACUAAAGGAGGCUCUCAAGGGGAACGGUGCGCUGAAGAAGAAGCAGGCAAAAGACAUUUGCCGUCUAGACUCGCAAAAGGGCGCCAGGAUCUUUGACUUUUUCGUCAAUGCCGGCUGGGUUGGUAAGGCCUAA
This is a messenger RNA of Cordyceps militaris CM01, 1554 nucleotides long. RefSeq names its product SAGA complex subunit (Ada2), putative. The record is from RefSeq and is a predicted model, not a curated record. Bases 1 to 1554 code for a protein of 517 amino acids. Gene Ontology annotation, biological process: regulation of transcription by RNA polymerase II; chromatin remodeling. NCBI's taxonomy places the organism in Eukaryota, Fungi, Ascomycota, Sordariomycetes, Hypocreales, Cordycipitaceae. Gene Ontology annotation, cellular component: SAGA-type complex; nucleus. The transcript has 2 exons. Gene Ontology annotation, molecular function: zinc ion binding; chromatin binding; protein binding.